This is a messenger RNA of Anoplopoma fimbria (sablefish), 1783 nucleotides long. RefSeq names its product NKD inhibitor of WNT signaling pathway 1 (gene nkd1). Lineage: Eukaryota; Metazoa; Chordata; Actinopteri; Perciformes; Anoplopomatidae. The record is from RefSeq and is a predicted model, not a curated record. The coding region runs from base 1 to 1347 and encodes 448 amino acids. Gene Ontology annotation, biological process: negative regulation of Wnt signaling pathway. Gene Ontology annotation, molecular function: calcium ion binding. The transcript has 10 exons. Gene Ontology annotation, cellular component: cytoplasm.
AUGGGUAAACUGCACUCGAAACAUGCCGCUAUUUGUAAACCGAGGGAGAGUCCAGAAGGCGACAGUUUUGUAGUCAACGCCUGUUUGGCGAGGAAGGGGAUCGACGACUGGCUCGUGAAGCAGAAAUACUAUUGCACGAGCUCUCGCCUCGAGCAACGGGACUGUCACCACAAGAAUAGCUGCGGGCUGACCGCACGGGAUGCCAUGGAUGAAGCCUGUGCGGAGAGGAUUGGUGCUGAGCACUACCGUUUAGAAGUGGCUUUACCCCCGGAGAAGACAGACAGCUGCUGUGUGGAGGAGAAGAUGCAGGAGAGGGACAGCCAAUCCCCCGCAGGGCCACAGAAACAGCUCCAGUUUGAAGAGUUGGAGUGUGCUGUCUCUGUGGAGGAGGAUAACCGACAGGAGUGGACUUUCACCCUUUACGACUUUGACAACAAUGGCAAAGUCACCAGAGAGGACAUCACCAGCCUGCUCCACACCAUCUAUGAGGUCGUGGACGCCUCCGUCAACCAUUCUCCCAGCAGCAGCAAGACGUUGCGGGUCAAGCUGUCGGUGGCUCCGGACUCCAGCCAGCGGUGGAGGAGCUGUACGCAGGGUGCGGCAGACUUGUCCCACCCCAGAGAGAAAAACGACAAGUGCAUAGAAGACCCCAAGAGUGCGGACAAGAAGACUCGGGCACUCCUAAGGCGCCACCACAGUGACCACCACACCCAGCCGGGCUGCCAGCGCCACUGCGUGGACGAGAACCUGGAACGCAGGAACCACUACUUGGACCUGGCAGGCAUCGAAAACUACACAUCCCGCUUCGGAGCCGCGCCCACCACGGAGCCGGCGAAGGCGGAGCCUCAGACCCGCUCAUCCAACCAGACCCGCUCUCGCUCCCACGAACCGGAGAACGGCCACUCCCAUUCCCACCACCGCCGCUUACAGACUGUUGUGGACACCGUUGCCCCGGUGGACAGCCUCCACCCGGCCCGCACGCGAGGCCAAGACUCAGGGAAACAUGCCCUCCGUUCUCCCAAGACCCACAGCCGCACACCCCCCGCGCAGAUCAGUAGCAGGGUGAUGCGAAGCCGAGGCGCCCCUCCUCCCCCGGCGCUACCCAGCCAGACUCCCCCUCACCAGUCCUCAGCCCCUUACCGCAAGCACAAGCAGCGGUCCAAGGAGAGCCAGGGCUACAGGGCCUUGGGCUCUCUGGCUCCGGGACCAGUGGUGGAGAAGGAGCAGGUGAGGGACCUGCCCAGUGUGCUGCUGUACGAGGGGGGGCUGGCAAAAAUGGUGCAGAGGCAUGAGCAUCACCACCACCAUGAACACCAUCACCACUACCACCACUUUUACCAGUCCUGAAUUUCAGCCCUGCCGGGGACAGCUCAGCUCUUCCAACGUCCCACAAAAACCCGGCUGCAGUGAGCUUCCUCGUCGGCCGCCAGGCUGCCCUACAUUGUGCAGUCCUGCAGUGCUUUUAUAGUAGACACGGGACAUGGGCAGGAGAGGAGGAUCAUGGGAGAGGGUGUCCCGGUGCUGAGAGGUUAUUUAUCAGUGUUAUAAAGUGGUUGGUCGUACAAACAAAAGCUCGGGUAUGCAGCAGGACAGUGAUUUAGGGCCACAGUGGGACUGAGGAUCACAGCUGGGGCCGGAGAGGAGGCACAGAGGGACAAUUUGAUAAACAACCAUGAAGUUCCUCUCGCCCCCGACCCUGUAAUCCUCUACCUGGUGAACUCUGCAACUUCAAACCAGCACCAUAAUCCUUCAAGACCCAAAAUGUUGGACGAGAGGAAGAAAG